CGUGUAUAGCUAGUACGAAGUAUCAAAGUAUAUGCGGUCGGUCACUCGGCGUCUGUGUCUUGGGCGGGUCGGUAUCGCCGCUCGUCCGUUCGCGUGUGUUGUGGUGAAUUGUGUUGUGGGAGCUACGCUGAGCCGCCGCUCGCGUUUCUCAGAUUCGGGCAAAGCCCGGCCGCAUCGCGGCUAGUGCAGUUGUAUAUCGUCAGUACCGUUUGUUAGUGAUCUGAGUGAGCAGUGUAGCUAUCGGUGAAGUGUCCAGUGAGUGCUAUGGCGACGUUCACCGGGCUCACGGUCCUCGUCGCGCUGCUUGUCGGAGCAGUGCGAUGCGAGGACGAGACGAUCGGACCGAUAUUCAUGAAGGAACCCCCGAACCGAGUGGACUUCAGCAACACGACCGGAGCUGUAGUGGAAUGCGCCGCCCGAGGAUCCCCCGCCCCCGACGUCAUUUGGGUACGAGCUGAUGGAACUGCUGUUGGAGACGUUCCCGGAUUGCGACAGGUCUUACCGAAUGGAAAUCUGGUGUUCCCUCCAUUCAGAGCUGAGGAUUAUCGGCAAGAGGUCCAUGCCCAAGUUUACGCCUGUCUGGCAAGGAACCCCGUCGGAACCAUUCACUCCAGAGAUGUUAACGUGCGAGCUGUGGUUUCUCAAGCAUAUGCUGUAAAUUUAAUGGAGGAGUAUGUCCUUAGAGGAAAUGCGGCUAUUUUAAAGUGCCAUAUACCCAGUUUCGUAUCGGAGUACGUCAAUGUUAUAUCUUGGAUUGUGAGUGAAGGCGAAGAAGAAGCUGAAAUUAAUCUCGAAUCUGAUAUUAAAAUCAAUGAUGGCAAAUAUUUAGUUCUACCAUCUGGUGAAUUGCAUAUUCGAGAUGUUGGACCUGAAGAUGGCUACAAAUCGUAUCAAUGUAGAACUAAACAUAGACUUACCGGAGAGACACGUUUAUCGGCUACCAAAGGACGUUUAGUUAUUACUGAACCUACGAAUAAAAUUGCGCCUCGAGGCGAUAAAAGCCGCAAAUUCGAGGGUGGUGAAAUAUUCUUAGUUUCUCUAUCACAAUCCGUCUAUCUAACGUGCGAAGUUGCCGGAUAUCCGCCUCCGAUUUUUAGAUGGUACAAAUUCAUAGAUGGCUCUGCAAGAAAACAGCCAGUAGCAUUGAAUGACAGAGUUAAACAAGUUUCGGGAACACUUAUCAUUAAAGAGGCUAAAGUUGAAGACUCGGGAAAAUAUCUAUGUGUAGUGAACAACUCUGUUGGUGGUGAAUCUGUUGAAACCGUUCUAACCGUAACAGCUCCAUUGAAAGCCGCGGUAGAACCGGCAACGCAAACUGUUGAUUUUGGCCGCCCCGCCGUGUUCACUUGCAGAUAUGAAGGAAACCCUGUAAAAACUAUUACUUGGCUCAAGGACGGCAAGGACAUGAACCAUCAUGACCCCAUUUUAAGGAUCGAAUCAGUAAAGAAGGAAGACAAGGGCAUGUACCAAUGCUUCAUCAGGAACGACCAGGAGAGUGCUGGUGCCAGCGCGGAACUUAAACUUGGAGGACGAUUUGAACCACCACAGAUCCGUCACAGCUUCGGCGAACAAACCCUCCGGUCCGGUCCGUCCCUGCGGCUCAAAUGCGUUGCAUCUGGCAAUCCCACUCCUGAUAUCGCGUGGCAACUCGACGGCGAGAAGCUCAACAGCGGCGAACGUCUCCAGAUCGGACAGUUCGUCACCGCCGACGGCAACGUUGAAUCUCAUCUGAACAUUUCUUCCGUACACCCCAACGAUGGAGGCUUGUAUUCUUGCAUCGCAUCCAGCAAGGUUGGUAGCGCAUCUCACUCGGCCCGCGUGAACGUAUACGGCAUGCCCUACGUCCGCACCAUGAAGAAACGCCCCGUGGUCGCCGGAGACACCCUCAUCGCUCACUGCCCCGUGGCCGGAUACCCCAUCGACUCCAUCGUCUGGGAACGAGAUGGCCGUGUUCUACCAAUCAAUCGCAAACAGAAAGUAUUCCCCAACGGCACCCUUGUUAUCGAAAACGUCGAGCGAAUGAGCGACCAAGCGACGUACACUUGCGUGGCUAAGAACUCUCAGGGUUACAGCGCAAGAGGAACUCUCGAAUUGCAAGUUAUGGUUCCACCCUUGGUAGUGCCAUUCAGUUUCGGGGAGGUGCCUUCCAACCCUGGAGAUGCUGUGGUAGUGAACUGCGUUGCGACUAAAGGAGAUCUGCCACUUGAGAUAUCUUGGACAUUCAGCAGCGAAACUAUCGACUCAAGUUUACAUCGAGACAUAAUGACUACCCCGCUGGGCCCCCGAGCCUCUGUUCUCACGAUCAACUCCGUCAGUGCAAAUCAUCAGGGGAAUUACACGUGUAUUGUCCAAAAUGCGGCCGGUCGCGCCGAACACGCAGCAACUCUAGUCGUAAAUGUGCCCCCACGUUGGAUACUAGAACCAACCGAUAAAGCUUUUGCUCAAGGUUCAGAUGCUAAAGUCGAAUGUAAAGCCGACGGCUUCCCCAAGCCUCAAGUCACAUGGAAGAGGGCUGAAGGGGACACGCCUGGCGAUUACAAAGACCUUAAACCCAAUAACCCUAACGUAAAAGUCGAGGAUGGAACACUUAUGAUUGCCAAUAUCCAAAAAACGAAUGAGGGAUACUACUUGUGCGAGGCUGUCAAUGGAAUCGGAUCAGGACUGUCUGCUGUUAUUUUGAUUAGCGUUCAAGCACCACCCCAAUUCGAAAUUAAGAUGAGAAACCAAACUGCACGCCGAAGUGAACCAGCUGUCUUACAGUGCCAAGCUAAGGGUGAAAAGCCAAUCGGGAUCAUCUGGAACAUGAACAACAAACGCCUGGAACCCAAGUCCGACCCACGCUAUACGAUCCGCGAAGAGAUCCUGCCCGGCGGAGUCGUGUCCGACCUCAGCAUCCGCAGAACCGAACGGUCCGACAGCGCUCUGUUCACCUGCGUCGCCACUAACGCUUUUGGCUCCGACGAUACUAGCAUCAACAUGAUCAUUCAAGAGGUACCCGAAGCACCAUAUGGCCUGAAAGUUCUGGACAAAUCUGGAAGGACUGUACAACUCUCCUGGGCGGCACCUUACGAUGGCAACUCACCGAUUAAGAAGUUCCUUAUUGAGUACAAACGCGCUAAGGGCAAUUGGGAAAAGGAUAUUGACAGAGUAUUGGUACCUGGAGACGCGACUGAAGCUGGAGUGUUUAGCUUGCGACCUGCCACCGCUUACCACAUCAGGAUCGUAGCGGAGAACGAACUGGGAACUUCUGAGCCGUCCGAGACCGUGACCAUCAUCACUGCGGAAGAAUCCCCCACCGGCAUGCCUCAGGAUGUGAAGGUGGACGCCGUGGACAAACAUACUCUCCGUGUCACGUGGAAACCCCCUCAGCCUCAGGACUGGAAUGGUGAACUCCAAGGAUACUAUGUCGGUUACAAACUAGCUUCAAGCAACAAGUCGUUCGUUUUUGAAACCGUUGACAUCUCAAAGGAAUCUGGAAAGGAACACCAUUUGGAUAUUUUCAACCUGAAGACAUACACGCAAUACGCCAUCGUCGUUCAAGCGUUCAACAAGAUGGGGUCCGGGCCAGUGUCCAACGAAGUGCGCGCCUACACCGCGGAAGGGGCUCCCUCAGCGCCGCCACAAGACGUGCUGUGCACCACGCUCACUGCGCAGACCAUCCGCGUGUCGUGGGUGUCGCCGCCGCUCGCCGCCGCCAACGGCCUCAUCAAAGCGUACAAGGUCAUCUACGGACCCAGCGAGACCUGGUAUGACGAGAAAACCAAAGACACCAAGAUCACAGCCAGCAGCGAAACCAUUCUCCACGGCCUGAAGAAGUUCACCAACUACUCUAUGGAAGUGUUAGCGACCACUAACGGAGGCGACGGUGUGCGAUCUGUCCCUAUUCAUUGCCAGACUGAACAAGAUGUUCCCGAAGCUCCCCGCGCCGUCAAAGCCCUAGUAAUGGCAGCUGAUUCGAUCCUCGUGUCGUGGAGACCGCCAGCGCAGCCCAACGGUGUUGUCACUCACUACAACGUGUACACUCAGGCGCAGAACGCCGAACCUCAUCCCAACAAGGUACCUGCAUCUCAAACAAGCUACUCAGCGACGGAACUGAAGGCCGGCCGCUACGACUUCUGGGUGACUGCUUCCACUAUCAUCGGCGAAGGACAACCCUCAGCCACCGCCUCUUGCAGCCCCAGCGACAAAGUACCCGCCAAAAUCGCUUCAUUCGACGAAUCGUUCACUUCUACCUACAAGGAGGACGUCAAACUGCCUUGCCUAGCUGUCGGUGUUCCUCCGCCUAACAUUCUCUGGAAGGUGAAAGGCCACCCGCUCGAGGCGUCGGAGCGCGUGCGCCAGCUGCCCGAGGGCUCGCUGCAGAUCGCGGGCGUGGCGCGCGAGGACGCGGGCGAGUACUCGUGCCACGUCGACAACCAGUUCGGCACCGACACCGUCACGCACACGCUCUCCGUACUUGCACCCCCCUUCCCCCCACAAUUGACCAUCGCUUCGUCCUCUGUAUCGUCUCUGACGCUGCGUCUGAAGCCAUCCUUGGAAGCCGAGCAGUCGCCCGCCGCCGGAUACACCAUUCACUACAAACAGGAGUUCGGAGACUGGGAGACUGUACAGAUUCCAAGCAACACCGACACCUACACUUUGGAAAACUUGUUCUGCGGAUCCAGAUAUCAGCUCUAUGUCACUGCAUACAAUGGAAUCGGCACCGGCGAAGCCUCUGACGUAGUGAUCGCCCGCACUCGCGGCUCCAAGCCCCCCGUGCCGCGCGCCGCCGACUUCAUCGAGGUGGGCUCGUCGUCCGUCACUCUACACCUCAAGCAAUGGCUGGAUGGAGGAUGCCCCAUGAGCCACUUCGUCGUUGAGAACAAAAAGAAGGGUGCCGCUGAAUGGAACCAGAUCUCGAACGCUGUGAAACCUGGCGGCAACUUCGUCGUGCUCGAUCUGGAACCCGCUACGUGGUACGUGCUUAGGAUCACCGCACACAAUAACGCCGGAUUUAACGUCGCUGAAUACGAGUUCGCCACUCUCACCAUGACUGGAGGAACCAUCGCACCUUUGCCUGGAAACGCUGCCGAUAAGGAACUCCCUCAAUGGGUGAAGGCGUGGCUUGAACCUGAAGUGUUGGUGCCGAUCCUGGCCACAGUCGUGGUCUUCAUAGUGGGCAUGGUGGUCAUAUGUCUGACAUUGGCGCGCAGGAACACGCCGCACCGCCUGCGAGGUCAGAAGGAACUGUACUACGACGCAGUGUACAACGCAUCGGGCGCAGCGCUCGGGCCCGGCGGCACUCUGGACAAACGCGGCGGCCUUCGCGACGAGCUCGGCUACAUCGCGCCCCCCAACCGCAAGCUGCCCCCUGUACCCGGCUCCAACUACAACACUUGCGACCGCGUCAAGCGACAGGCUGUCAUUAUGGGCGCGCACUCCACGUGGGACCCGCGGCGGCAUCACUAUGAGCGCGUGCGCAGGCCGCGCAUGCGCCGCACCGGCUCCGGCGACACCAUCUCUACAGGCAUGGAAGACGAGAUCUGCCCGUACGCCACAUUCCACCUGCUAGGCUUCCGCGAGGAGAUGGACCCCAGCAAGGCGAUCGCGUUCCCGCACCACCACCCGUCGCACGCCGGCACCCUCGCGCACCCCCACCAGCACCCGCACCACCCCGCGCACUCGCGCGCCGGCUCCCAAAGCAUGCCACGUGCCAACAGCCGCUACGCCCGCAAGAACUCUCAAGGUGGACAGAGCGCCAUUUACUCCACGGCUCCCGAAUACGACGACCCUGCCACUUGCGCUGAAGAGGACCAAUACCGCGCCCGCUAUUCCCGCCCGAUGUACGCAUGCGGCCCCGAGUACGACGAGCCCGCGUGCUGUGCGCCCGAGGACGAGCAGUACACCGGCGCCUACGGCACGCCUUACUCCGACCACUACGGCUCCCGGCCCAGCAUCGGAACUCGCAAAUGCGGCAGCUCCCCCGAGCCUCCCCCACCCCCUCCCCGCAACGCCAACAACGACAACAACUGCUCGUCCUCCUUCAACGAGAGCAAGGACUCCAACGAGAUCUCCGAAGCCGAAUGUGACCAGCCACGCAACUAUCCCGUAAGGGCCCACAAUGCCAAGGACGGCUUGCACGGCGACGAAAUGAGGAAACUCAUUGACAGACCAGAAGCAACCACCCCAAUCCCCCAGCAAGCAGUCCACGGGCGGGGGGGACUCACAGCCUACGAUACUGUGGCAGUGUAACUUGUAAACAGCUCCGUCGCACACCGGGGGAACCUUUUUAAGCGUCUAGUUUAAAUGCUCGCGGCCCUGUCGACGCAAUUCGUCGGCUUUUUUCAAUAAUUUAUUAAAUUUCGUCGCACGGUACAGCGAUUACGCUCCGCUCUCGCGAUUUCGUUGCAUCGCGAUUGCGUAUCGACAAGGCGGCGAUCGGUCAUGCCAAAUUCGUUUUUGUAAAUUUUGAAACCGGUGUGUCGCCCUAUUUCAUUUAGUAUCGACUGAGUUGGCUAGAUUUCAUUCGUUUAACGUUAUGCACGUUUGUGCCAUAAGUCAUUUCGUUUGACCCCUACUGUUGUACAAGGUCGCAGGAUUGGGUGCGUCGCCCGGAGUUCGCUCGCCCUCCCCGUAGACGUCACGUCACUUUUUAUAGUGUUACCAUUCGAAACAGAAAAUUAUGGUUGUGGUAGUUAAUUCAAAUUGAUAUAUUUCCUUUAGAAAGGUGACGUGUUACCAAUGAAAUUAUCUAACAAGAAACUUACCGCCGCGCACCCAAUUUGGAUUGAUUUGCACAUUUGUACAGCGGAGUGGUGGAUUUAUAUUUUGAUCUUAUUUGUUUAGCUUAAUUUAAAAUGAACGGACGCGACUGUAGUUUGACGGCAAUUGGGGUGUUUAACGUAUGUUUAAAUUAAGCUCAACAUGUAAUAAUGUGAUAUUUUGAAUUUUUUACCCAUUUAUUUUAUUUGUACUAACAUUUAACGUUAUUUAUAUUUGUGUAUUUUUAAGAUCACUUUUAAUUAAGUAACCCACGACCGUACGGUCGGUUCGAUGCUUCCUUUUUGAUGUUACAGUUUUCGUGAUGCUUUUUACCAUUUACGUUAAUGCCAUGUCAUUUUUUUUAUAUUGUGUAGUGAAUUUUGAUGUUUUCAUUGUGUUUACAUAAACUUCCUAAGAUAAGUGUAGAUAUAAGGGCAUCUUAUUAGUAAUUAAUCAACUCUUUGAAAACAAAAUACUAUGUAACCAGUAGCUAGUGAUGUAAGUACAUGCAUUAUUAAAUUUUCAGUACCUAUGUAUACCUAACAAUAAGUAACUAUACAUAAAAAUUAUCAUAAUCUUAUGACUACCCUGUUAAUUUACUCGAGCUACAUAACUUUGUAUACUGCCAAUAAUUCAUUACAGACACGAAAGGUUGAAAGCAUUUUAUAUGACUUAUAUUUAUACCCUUGUGAGGUGCAUUUUAAUUAUUCGAUAAAUAAUCGUCAUCUAUAAUAUAUCUCUAUAAUAUGCGAACGAUUUAGGUAUAAGACACGCGAGGUGUCAUUUUCUAGAUGUCUUCUUAUAUGUUGUGACAUCGUGUACGCUUUGCAACGUAGGCUUGUAGAUAGGUUAUCGCGACUUCCUAGAAACCGAUCUCUUCUCUAAACCUUCCAAUUAGAAAUUUUGGACUUAUAAAAUUUUAGUAAAAAAAAAAUCUAUUAUGAAAAUUUUAAAAUUAAGAAUAUUCCAAAUUAUAAUGUAAACUAUUCGAUGAAUAUCUACAUUUAAGCGUUUAACAGCCAAAUAUCGCCACCUUGACGGGAUUGAUUUUGUAACCUAACAUUUUUCAAUGUUUUUGCUUCGAGUGCUGCGUUUGCGCUUAGUUGAAAGGCGUUUUUUUUUUGUAAAAUAAACGAUAUUGCUAAUUGCAAAUAACUGUUUGUACCAAAGUGUUUGAAUUGUGUUGAAUAAAGUACUCAUAUUUCAACUACGAA
Bicyclus anynana (squinting bush brown) is the source of this 7955-nucleotide messenger RNA. RefSeq names its product cell adhesion molecule Dscam2 (gene Dscam1). The record is from RefSeq and is a predicted model, not a curated record. Gene Ontology annotation, biological process: axon guidance; dendrite self-avoidance; homophilic cell-cell adhesion. Gene Ontology annotation, cellular component: axon; plasma membrane. Gene Ontology annotation, molecular function: cell-cell adhesion mediator activity. The transcript is spliced from 41 exons. Lineage: Eukaryota; Metazoa; Arthropoda; Insecta; Lepidoptera; Nymphalidae. The coding region runs from base 265 to 6231 and encodes 1988 amino acids.